Messenger RNA from Gymnogyps californianus (California condor), 2959 nucleotides. RefSeq names its product inositol 1,4,5-trisphosphate receptor interacting protein (gene ITPRIP). The record is from RefSeq and is a predicted model, not a curated record. Gene Ontology annotation, cellular component: membrane. Gene Ontology annotation, molecular function: protein kinase inhibitor activity. The transcript is spliced from 3 exons. Lineage: Eukaryota; Metazoa; Chordata; Aves; Accipitriformes; Cathartidae. The coding region runs from base 321 to 1970 and encodes 549 amino acids.
GAGAGAAACAACAACAAAAAAAAAGAGAAAAGGAAACCCGCUCCGGCCAGGCUGGGCGGACUCGCCUGCACCUCGCCGAGCGAAGCCGCCGCGCUGCGGGACGCCCCGCCGCCCCGGGGAGCGGCCGCCGCCGCCCCGACACCCGCCGGUCUGUGGGGAUCUCCCGUGGGGAGCGGCGGCCUCGGCGGAGCACCGGCCCGACUUCCUGGCUGUGCUUCAGUGGUGGGUGACUGCAUAUAGUCUUCUCUGCAUCGCGGUGAUAGUAGUAAUGUGAAGUUUAAUGAGCACCUGCAAAGUCGUGUAGCAGGGAAGGAACUGCCAUGCCCGUGGGAAUCUUCCGGGUGUGCCUAGUGGUGAUUACAGCUAUUGUCAACCACCCGCUCCUCUUCCCUAAAGAGAAUGGCACUGUUCCCGAGAACUCGGAAGAAAUCAUCCGGAAGAUGAAGGAGCGGGAGGAGAGCCUUCGGCUGGAGCAGUUGCGCUUGGAGCAGGAAAUUGCAGACCAGGAAGCCACACAGAAGAAUCUGGAAAAGGCUGCAGAGGUAGUGGAGGAAAGCAAAGAGGAAAAGGUCCGAUGGGAUACGUGGACUGCCCUUUCCAUGGUCAUCUUCCUACUGAUCGAGCUCUGGAGGCAGGAUUUCCAGGAAGGGAUUUGGCAGGACACAGGAGGAGAAGAAGAUGACAUGGCUGUCCUGGGGAAAGCAUUUAAAGGUGUGGCCUUCCCUGACAAGGCCGUCUUGGCCAGCUUCUACGAGAAGCGCAUCCUGGGUACCACCGGAGACAUGGCCAGGAUGCGGGAGAUGGUGGAAGGCUUUGCAGAUGACCUGCUGGAAGCCUUGAGGAGUGUUUGUAACCGGGAUGCUGACAUGGAAGUGGAGGACUGCAUGGGUGUGGGGAGCAUGUAUGAGAAUUGGAGAGUGCGUAAACCUUUUGUCUGUGAUCUGAUAGUGCCUUUUGCCCCCCCAGAGCCAUACUGUUUUCGGUCCCAGACCUGGUGCUCUGGCGACUCUUUUCCCCCAGAUGAACAAGGUUAUGGCACUAUCAAGGUAUGCAGGGCAGAUAAGGAUGUGGCAGGUUGCAUUUGUGACAAGACUAAACUAGGGGAAGAUAUGCUGUGCCUCCUCCAUAGCCAAGUCAAUACUACCAGGCCCAGCAGUGAGAUGGAAGACCUCCUGUGCUUCAAAAAUACUCAAUAUCUGGAUGCCGACCAAGUCAUGAAGUGGUUCCAGAUUGCGGUCACCAAGGCCUGGAACAGAAUCUCCCACAAGUAUGAGUUUGACCUCUCCUUCAGCCUCCUGGACUCCCCGGGAGCCCUGAAGAUAAAAUUUAGGUCAGGGAAAUCGAUUGCCUUCAACCUCACCCCUGUGGUGCAGUACGAGAACUCCGAUGUUUACUUCAUCUCUCAUUUCCCUCGGAGCGGCCUGGCAGCAGACCUCCCCUCCAGCACUCACUGGUUUCUCACCUUUGCAGUGUAUGAGAGGAGGUUCAUCCAGCUGGUCUCCAAAAUGCUGCCUGCUAAUGCCUGCCAUGUCAGCUGCCUUCAGAUCCUCUCCUUCCUCCAUGGGAAGCAGUGCAGCCUCACAGGUCCAAGCGGGCUCACCAACUACCACCUGAAGACAGUAAUGCUGCAUCUUCUGCAGGCACGUUCCAGUCAGGACUGGGCCCCAGAGAAGUUGGAGGCCCGUCUACAGGACAUGCUGAAAUUCCUGGAGAAAUGUUUGCAUGAGAAGAAGCUCUGCCACUUCUUCAUUGGCAAUGGGAAGGUACCAGCAGAGCUAGGCUUCCCCAUCAUAUUCCAGAGGGCUGAGCCUCUCAACCUUUUCCGUCCCUUUGUGCUACGCAGGGACGUUUACAGGAAGACAGUGGACACUUUCCACGAGAUGCUCAGGAACACAUCUGCACUGAUAAAUGAGUACACAGUGCACAUUCCCCUUGCACACACCAAUGGGAUCCAUAAGGAAUCUCUCUAACCAAAGCCAGCAGGAAAACACUUGUUCCUCUAAGCACAAGUCCAGAGGGCAGCUUUCUGAAGCCUCCUGAAGGCAACUGACUUUGCCAGUACAGCUUCUUGUCUGCAGCUGAACCGGUCCUGGGCCAUGGUUUCUGCAGUAAGGGAGAGGGGAUGGGGGGAGGAUAGGGUGAAACUGGAAGUCGUGGUAUAAAAGUUUCUGCUCCACUGGUGUGCUGGCUGGGUUUUAUGCAGCUAAGAAUAUAUUUUUCUAUUGUGCCUCAGUCAUGCUACAGGGGUGGUGAGCAAUAAAUAUGACUAAUUUAUUCAGAUGCCUGCAAUGCAAACGGUGGUGGUGGCCAAAUACUUCAUUUCCUUUGGAAGGAGGAGAUAAGAAAAGGGUGGAGGAAUCAGAGACAGGAUCUUGGGAUUGCAGGAGCCUGUCUGCUUGCAGACAGCAGGAGCUCUGCGACUGAUGGGAAGCGCAACAUAAGACUCGGUGCUGAAGUGAGGAGGGUCAUGCACAAGACCUGGACUGGAUGGAGAUCCUUAAAUCAACCACAGCUCUUUAAUCAAAAGGGAACUGUAGUCAUUAAAAAAAGCCUCCUUGAUAGGACUUGCAGCAGUAGUUUAAAUGGCUUGUCCUGUCCUUCAAAAACACCCCUGCACCCUGCACAUUUCUUCUCCCUGGGGAGGAUGUAGUAGAGCAGGCAGCAGGGUCUGUGUCUUCAGACCAUUUCAUUCGAGUCUUCCAUUUUCUUCAUGGUAACAUGGCUAGUGGGUUAUAUUCCUGGCCAUUUUCCAAGGAUAAAUGGACAGGAACCUUUUUUACCUUAGAUAAAAGAGAGAAACACUGUUACUGGGUUCUGGCAGUUUGGUUUAUUUGUUUGUUUUCCUUACCUCGGGCAGCAAGGCUGAGAACUGCCAGAGAAAAAGGACUGCUACAGGUUUUUCUUUAAUAAAAGAAGCAGUUCUCCAAAAUUAUCCUGUAAUGAAGCCAAUCUCAGCAGU